Molecule: messenger RNA, 2630 nt
Organism: Panthera uncia (snow leopard)
Lineage: Eukaryota; Metazoa; Chordata; Mammalia; Carnivora; Felidae
Gene: SPAG4
Product: sperm associated antigen 4
Biological process (GO): nuclear envelope organization
Cellular component (GO): meiotic nuclear membrane microtubule tethering complex; nuclear envelope
Molecular function (GO): protein-membrane adaptor activity
Source: RefSeq, a predicted model, not a curated record
CCUUCCUUCUUCCUUUCUCUCUCUUUCUUUCUGCAUUGCUUUUCAAAGUGUGGUCCUUAAUGAGGAUCACACAUGUGGUUGUUAAAAAUGCACAUUCCUGCACCCACUCAAGAAAUGCUAAAGUAGAUUCUUAAAUUGUACCUGCAAACCUGAAUUUCUGUUCUGUUGCAGGAGUUCUGGGAACUCUGGUCUCCUGUCUGUGACUUUCUGUGAUUCCUCAUUGCAUUUUCAGUAUCUCAGAUGGUUGGUUUGAGUGUGGGUAUGGUGUUUGGUGCAUACUGAAUGAAGUCUUAGCCCACAGACCUUUGGUGAAUAUGGGUCUGGGAGAGGGAACCACGGAUCCUAAGGUCAGAGUUUCCUAGCCUGAUGACAAGGAUGAAAAGAGGGGCCUGAAGGGUUUGCAGAGCAAAAGAAACUGAGUAUUUUCUUAGAUGUGCCCUGGGUGACAUUCAUUCAUUAGGCCUAUCUAGGUCCUGGGUAUACACUAGUGAACAAAACAAAAAUACCUGCCUUCAUAAGUUUUUAUGUUCUAGUGAGUGUGAUAGGCAAUGAAGAAAUAUAUAAGUAAAAUAUAUAGCAUGUUGGUGAUAUGAGCUGAGGAGAAAAACAAAGCAGGAAGGGGGAUAGAAAUUCUUUCACGCCAAGUGCAGAAGAUAGGAAGUUCUGGGAAGUGAUGUGAUGUCAUCACUUGCUUUUUUUUUUUUUAAUUUUCUUUUUUUUAACGUUUAUUUAUUUUUGAGACAGAGAGAGACAGAGCGUGAACAGGGGAGGGUCAGAGAGAGGGAGACACAGAAUCUGAAACAGGCUCCAGGCUCUGAGCUGUCAGCACAGAACCCGAUGCGGGGCUCGAACCCACGGACCGCGAGAUCAUGACCUGAGCCAAAGUCGGACGCUCAACCGACUGAGCCACCCAGGCGCCCCUGUCAUCACUUGCUUUAACAUGGGAAAGAAUGAGACUGCCAGGCUCCCAGGGACGUCACGACUAGCUCUGUGACGCAUCGUCAGGGAGUUCCGUAGAGAUCACGGGCUCCUUUAUGACGUCAGCAGCCGGGCCCAGAUAACAGAGGAGGUUAGAUCCCGCCGGGGGGCCCGCCGGCUGCACGCAGGGUCCGUGAGGUCUCCGCGGCGCACAUUAGCUGAAGGAGGGCUGAGAGCCUUGGCAGCUGCGGCGGCGACUUUGGUGUCCGUGACAGGGUGCCCCGGGGUCAGGAUGCGGCGGAGCCCCCGCCCGGGCUCGGCGGCGUCCCCGCAUAAGCGCACGCCCAACUUCUACAGCGACAACAGCAACAGCUCAGUGAGCGUCACCUCGGGGGACAGCAGCGGGCACCGGUCAGCUGGGCCGGGGCCCGGGGAGCCCGAGGGCAGAAGAGCCCGGGGCUCGAGCUGCGGUGAGCCCAUCUUGAGCGCAGGAGUGCCCGGAGGAACCACAUGGGCUGGAAGCCCUCGGCAGAAGCCUGCGCCUCGGAGCUACAAAGGGCCGACCGCCUGUGGCGCGGCAACCGUGAGGGGCGGGGCCUCGGAACCGGCUGGCUCUCCCGUAGUCUCUGAGGAGCAGUUCGACCUUCUCCCGACCCUGGAUCUGAGGCAGGAGAUGCCUCCACCGCGCGUGUCCAAGAGCUUCUUGAGCCUGCUGCUUCGGGUGCUGAGCGUGUUGUUGUCCCUGGUAGGAGACGUGCUGGUCAUUGUGUACAGGGAGGUCUGUUCCAUCCGCUUCCUGCUCACGGCCCUGUCACUGCUGAGCCUCUUUCUGGCAGCACUCUGGUGGGGGCUGCUGUAUCUGGUCCCUCCUUUGGAGAAUGAACCUAAGGAGAUGCUGACUCUAAGCGAGUAUCACGAGCGCGUGCGCUCCCAGGGGCAGCAGCUGCAGCAGCUCCAGGCCCAGCUGGAUAAACUACACAAGGAGGUGUCCAGCGUUCGCGCAGCCAACAGCGAGAGAGUGGCCAAGCUCGUAUUCCAGAGGUUGAAUGAAGACUUUGUGAGGAAACCUGACUAUGCGCUGAGCUCUGUGGGGGCCUCCAUCGACCUAGAGAAGACAUCACACGACUAUGAGGAUGCGAACACUGCCUACUUCUGGAAUCGCUUCAGCUUCUGGAACUACGCUCGGCCGCCAACAGUUAUCCUGGAGCCAGAUGUGUUCCCUGGGAAUUGCUGGGCUUUUGAGGGCGACCAGGGUCAGGUGGUAAUCCGGCUACCGGGUCGCGUGCAACUGAGUGACAUCACCCUGCAGCACCCACCGCCCAGUGUGGCACACACCGGGGGAGCCAACAGCGCCCCCCGCGACUUCGCAGUCUAUGGCCUCCAGGCUGAUGAUGAGACUGAAGUUUUCUUGGGGAAAUUCACCUUCGAUGUGGAGAAAUCAGAGAUUCAGACUUUCCACCUACAGAAUGACCCCCCAACUGCCUUUCCCAAGGUGAAGAUCCAGAUUCUAAGCAACUGGGGCCACCCCCGUUUCACAUGCUUGUAUCGAGUCCGAGCCCAUGGCAUGCGAACUUCAGAGGGAGCAGGGGACAGUGCCACGGGGGAACCCCAUUAAACAUGCUGAUUGUUGGAGUAGAGUGCAGGUCUGUGCUGAAAGAAGCUGGAAUCAUACUGAGGUGUUUCUUGGGGGAAAUCUGAUUGCCUUUGGCCUA